This is a messenger RNA of Oldenlandia corymbosa var. corymbosa, 2772 nucleotides long. The record is from the annotation of a GenBank genome assembly. Lineage: Eukaryota; Viridiplantae; Streptophyta; Magnoliopsida; Gentianales; Rubiaceae.
GCACUGCACACAUUAAUAUAGAGAGUGAUUUAUAUGUAAUAUGUCAAAAAAUAUUUUAAAAAAAUAAAAAUAGGAGUUUUGGUUCUUAAAUUGCUCAACUACCCCUCAAUUUUUCCCUCCAAUUCACAUUAACUAAAUUCACAGAAAAUAAGGCCAUAAAAGAUGUUAGUUUUCAAUCUUAUUGUCAGUUCUGCUAUAUACAUGCAGUAGUACUGCUGCCACAGAAAAGAAUCCAAUAUAAAAGACCCGGUUUUUUUUAUUUUUCCAUUCAUGUUAACAUCUUUUACUAUUCAUUUCCUUUACUCUCAACAGUCACCGGAAUCUUGAUUCUCAGGUCAUCGGAAGAAAGCCCUUUUCUAGCCAAUGAAUCUUCACCCACAUGGGGAAAGAAAUCAUCAGUGUUGAGCAGGCAACUGUGCUCAUAUCUUCACUCAUCUCUGUUUCUCAUUCAAUUAGAGUUUUCGCUGUGAAGUGGCAAAUAAUCCGAGAAAGGCUUGAAGAGCUUCUUUCCAGCCUCACAGUCAUAGAAAACUGCGAUUCCAUCGAAAACAACCCUUCAUUUCUUGCAACCCUUUCAGCCAUUUUAGCGUCUUUGAAGGAUUGUGAAGAUCUUGCCAAGAGAUGUUUGGGGGUUUCUUACAGCGGGAAGCUGCUGAUGCAGAGUGAUCUUGAUAUCGUUUGUGCUACGUUGAGGAAACAUAAUAAGAGUCUCUCUGAUAUUUACAAUCUUGGAUUGCUCACUCAGAGUAACGCAAUUGUGUUAUCAAGGCCUAAUCUUGGAGCUUCAAAAGAUGACAUGAAGAUUUAUGUCAAGGACUUGUUUUCAAGGCUCAAAAUUGGUUGUCCAGAUAUGAAAAGGCAAGCUUUGAUUUCUUUCAAUGAAGUCAGUCAAGAUGACGAUAGAUAUGUGAAGGUUGCUCUGGAACUUGAAAGCUUUGUUCUUUUUCUUGUGAAUUUUCUUGAUUCCCAGGAACAUGAAAUCCAAGAAGAAGCUGCUAAAGCAGUUUCUGUAAUUGCUGGGUUUGAGGUAUAUAGAGGGGUAUUGAUUAGUGCUGGAAUUAUUGCUCCAUUGAUCAGAAUUUUGGAAAGUGGGACAGAAUUGAGUAAAGGGUUUGCAGCAAACAGUCUCCAGAAAUUGACUGAGAAUUCAGAAAAUGCAUGGUCAAUCUCUGCUCAUGGUGGAGUAACUGCCCUAUUGAAACUCUGCUCCAGUACUGGUGAUUGCCCUGCUGGAUUAGUAGCACUGGCAUGUGGGGUGCUGAAAAAUCUGGUUGGUGUUGAGGAAAUCAAGAAAUUCAUGGUUGAAGAAGGAGCAAUUCCAGCCUUGAUUAAACUCAUAAGGUCCAAAGAUGGAGCCAUAGCUUCUUCACAGAUAAGUGCCAUUGAUUUUCUUCAGACAAUGGCUUCUGGAGAUGAAUCAAUCAAGGCAAUGAUUGUUAAAGAAGGUGGGGUUCGGGCAUUAGUCCGUGUGUUGGAUCCCAAAUUAUCAUCAUCAUCAAAAGCAAAGGAAAUUGCAUUAAAGGGAAUCAUGAACUUAUGCAUUCCUUCAGCAAAUUCCUUUGGAUUGUUGCACAACUAUGGCUUCUUGGAUCACAUCUUGUAUUUCCUUCACUAUGGGGAGAAUUCAGUUCAAGAAUUGGCAUUAAAGGCUACAUUUUGGCUGAGUGAAACAUCAGAUGAAGCCAAAAAGGCAAUGGGGGAUGCUGGAUUCAUGCCUGAAGUUGUCAAAUUUCUGGAUUCAAAGUCAUUAGAAGUGUGUGAAGUGGCAGCUGAGACACUGUACAGCCUGUUUUUGGUACCCAGAAACAGGAAGAGAUUUGUGCAGAGUGACCAGAAUGUGGGAUGCUUUUUGCAAACGCUGGACCAAAUGGAGAUGAUCAAUAAUUAUUCAGGUAACAAAAAGCUCUUGCUCUCCAUAUUGAUGUCAUUAACCAAUUUCAACAGUGCAAGAAGAAAGAUUGCAAAUUCCGGGUACUUGAAAAAGAUUGAAAAACUUGCUGUGGAGUCUGACAAUUCCGAUGCCAAAAAGAUUGUCAGAAGGUUAUCCUCCAACAGAUUCCGAAGCAUUCUCAAUGGAAUCUGGCAUUCCUGAUCUAAAAGUCAUGAUCUUUUUAGUUACUAAAUUUUGUACUGUCAUAAAUUGAGCAAAAAUCCCAGUUGUUAAUAUAGGUAAUAUACUAAAUUAAAUUCCUUUUCUUCAUUUUUCAUCAUCAUAUAGCAUUAAUUUAUUUGUUCAUAGAGUUCCCACUCUCUUUGUAAGUUUGUUUGAGAAAUAGUGUACAAAAAGGGCCAAUAUGGAGGCCAAUAAAUGGCAUUAAAGUUAUCCUUUUGGUUGGAUGGGAAUUAAUGAAAAUCAUAUAUAAGAAGAAGAAAUUGAAGGAUAUGGAAUUGGACUGUUGUAAAAUAGGUUUCUUUUGGUGGUAUAUUUUGUCUUUGUUCAUAAAAUAGGUCACAUGGGAAUGGCAUGAGAUUGAAGAUUGGGCAUGUGAGUAGUAGCUAUCAAUGAAUUGUAUAGCUUGAAUUUUUGUGCUAGAUGAUAAUACUAUGAUAUGGAGGAAUUGGGCAAAAUGUCUCUUCAUAUCAAUGCCCUCAUUCUCUCCUAACAAAAUUAAUUUGUAGAACCACGUAAAACAUAACAACAAAAUAAAAUAUUCCCUCUGUCCCAAAAUUAUUGUCCGGUUUGAGAUUUCACUUUUAGUAUAAUUUGAACUAGAAAUAAAAAUCCAAACUGGACAAUAAUUAUGGGAGGGAGGGAGUAUAUUUUUUUCGUUA